UCAUUUGGUUCUCGUAUACACCGAUGGUUCAGUGGAACGUAUUCCAGACCCGCCCUACGUUCCACCAUCAGCAAACCCAGGUCCAAGAACAGGAGUCUCGUCCAAGGACAUAACCAUAUCUGAAAAUCCCAAAAUUUCCGCUCGUCUCUACCUCCCAAAAACCCAACAACAAGACCAAAAACUCCCAAUCUUGGUCUACUUCCAUGGUGGUGCAUUUUGCCUUGGAUCCGCCUUCACAUUUGUUUAACAUCGUAACAUCAGCCGUUUAGUCUCUGAAGCCAAAGUUGUUGCAAUCUCUGUUGAGUACAGGCUAGCCCCAGAGGACCCUGUCCCUGCAGCUUACGAGGAUUCUUGGGUUGCGCUCAAUUGGGUUGCAGCUCACUCCAGACCCCGGAACGAGCACAAUCAGGAUCCAUGGGUAUCGAAUUAUGGUGAUUUUGAUAGACUUUACAUAGGAGGUGAUAGUGCUGGUGGUAAUAUAGCUCAUAACAUCGCCAUGAGAGCGGGAUCUGAGAAUUUGGAAGGCAAUGUCAAAAUCUUGGGUGCUUUUAUUUCUCAUCCUUUUUUCUGGGGCUCAAAACCAAUUGGGUCGGAAAAUGAUCCUAAUAAACCCAAGCCAUGUGGGUCUUUUGAUUCCCAAACAAUUGGGACAGAACCUGGUGUUGAUCAUGAUAAGACCUUCCCAGCUUUGGUUUGGGACUUUGUGUACCCAUCAGCUCCUGGAGGUCUUGACAAUCCAAUGCUCAAUCCUGAGGGUCUCGGGGCACCGAGCCUGGUGGGGCUUGGGUGUUGGAGGUUGAUGAUCUGUGUGGCUGCGGAAGAUGAACUGAGAGACAGAGGUGUUCGGAACUAUGAAUUAUUGGUGAAGGAGAGUGGUUGGAAAGGUGAAUUGGAGUUCCAUGAAGAUGAGGGAGUGGGUCAUGGAUUUUACGUCAUGGAUCCAGAGACUGUGAAAGCUAAGAACAUGUUCAAGCGAUUGGCUUCGUUUCUCAAGUAGUUUUAAGUGUUGGCAGGAUAAAACUAUGUAUGAGCUUCCCAGUAAUCCAAUAAAUAAGCAUUCUAUUU
Tripterygium wilfordii is the source of this 1065-nucleotide messenger RNA. RefSeq names its product 2-hydroxyisoflavanone dehydratase-like. Lineage: Eukaryota; Viridiplantae; Streptophyta; Magnoliopsida; Celastrales; Celastraceae. The record is from RefSeq and is a predicted model, not a curated record. Bases 497 to 997 code for a protein of 166 amino acids. Gene Ontology annotation, molecular function: hydrolase activity. The transcript has a single exon.